Messenger RNA from Sinocyclocheilus rhinocerous, 661 nucleotides. RefSeq names its product mothers against decapentaplegic homolog 1-like. The record is from RefSeq and is a predicted model, not a curated record. The coding region runs from base 254 to 661 and encodes 135 amino acids. Lineage: Eukaryota; Metazoa; Chordata; Actinopteri; Cypriniformes; Cyprinidae. The transcript is spliced from 2 exons. Gene Ontology annotation, cellular component: heteromeric SMAD protein complex. Gene Ontology annotation, molecular function: DNA-binding transcription factor activity, RNA polymerase II-specific; I-SMAD binding; RNA polymerase II cis-regulatory region sequence-specific DNA binding. Gene Ontology annotation, biological process: transforming growth factor beta receptor signaling pathway; BMP signaling pathway; cell differentiation.
CGCCAGGCGAGAGUACAAGUCUGCUUGUAUGAACGCUGUGAAGGAUCGCGUCGAGGUGGCGCACAAGGUGCACUUGACAAUCUGACCUAGAUCUGGAACAACACAACUUUCAGCAAUUACCCCUGUUGAUGUGUCGCUGUGGUUGAGUUUUUGAUUCUCUUGGAGGAGGUAGAGCAGAGAUUCCUUGUUUCUGUGUGGCUGAAUCCUGCGGAGUAACUGUGACAGCGUUGGCUGGGGCGCACGUGGCGCCACUAUGAACGUCACCUCUCUCUUCUCCUUCACCAGCCCGGCGGUCAAGCGACUGCUGGGCUGGAAGCAAGGCGAUGAAGAAGAGAAGUGGGCAGAGAAGGCGGUGGAUGCUCUGGUCAAGAAGCUGAAGAAGAAGAAGGGUGCUAUGGAGGAGCUGGAGAGGGCACUCAGCUGCCCCGGUCAGCCAAGCAACUGUGUCACUAUCCCCCGCUCGCUGGACGGAAGGCUCCAGGUGUCACACCGGAAAGGGCUGCCUCACGUCAUCUACUGCCGCGUAUGGCGUUGGCCUGACCUGCAGUCACACCAUGAGCUCAAUGCCCUGGAGUGUUGUGAGUUCCCCUUUGGAUCUAAGCAGAAAGAUGUGUGCAUCAAUCCCUACCACUACAAGAGGGUGGACAGUCCAGGUGAGUGA